Molecule: messenger RNA, 2069 nt
Organism: Diatraea saccharalis (sugarcane borer)
Lineage: Eukaryota; Metazoa; Arthropoda; Insecta; Lepidoptera; Crambidae
Source: the annotation of a GenBank genome assembly
CAUUCACUUUUGUCAUUGAGUUCCAUGUUAUAAAAUUGUUUAUAGUAUUUAAAAACCGUUCUAUUCUUUCAGCCACCAAGAUUUCCAUUGCUCUCAAAAGACUUCUACGCAAAAUGGUGUAAUCAUCAGAAAGAGGUUUAUUUCUACUCUAGUCUCUAGAUAUAGUAAUACUAAUAUGCAGUUUCUUGUAAAGUUCCAUAUUUUCAUUGACGGUCCAUGAAAAUAUGCAAGACGGUGCAAGAAAAACAAAAGUCACAGUAAUGUCACCGGAUAUAACCAAUACUCAUACCCACAGUUAACUUCCAUUUAAAUUGUUGUUUGUUUUACGACUUUACCGAAACAAAAUUUAGAUUAGGACAUGCUUCAGAGCUCACACUCGUCAUAAAAUUUAAUAUUGGUUAUUUAAAUGGGUAUUAGAAGACAAUUGUAUGACUGAUGAUGAUGAAUGUUUAGCUGCAAAUGACGACAUAUCGAGUGGACGACAGCCCUCCGGGUCUGUUCCCGGAGUUGUACCUGAAGCCUCGCCGGUUGGAUUACUACGCACGUCAGCUUGAGGAGAAUAUGAAUGUUAACAAAGAGUUGCUCAAGAGGAUCAACCUCAUACAGAGAACCGGAGGUUUUGUAGACUGCUGGGUCCAUCCAGAGCCCACCAAUACGUACAACAAGCUGCUUUGUAAACAACGACAACGAAAUCUCAACGAAAUAAGGCGAUCCAAUCUCUAUUUUUAUUCCAGACUUCUUAUAGCAAGGUCUGAACAGUUGCUCACAAAAGAGUUGGACGAAUUAUGGAAAGACACCAAACAUAAACUGAUCUUAGGAGCAUCACUACCAUUUAUUUUAUUCAAAACUGAAAAAAUUGACCGUGAUAUAAGAGACCCCGCUUUCGAUAAGCCUUCUGGAUUUAUUAGAAAUAAAGUUUCCAUGGAAAUUUGGGUUCUUGGUGGAUCGAAAAUCGGAAAAGUGGUAAUCGAACUGUUUAAUGACUUGGUACCAAGAACAUGUCAACUGUUUCUGAAUCUGAUCAAAGGAGACGCUGCAGGACACGCGUACAUGGGCACUAGAUUUUUUAGGAUUGUGCCUAACCUGUAUUGCCGUGGUGGUGACGUUACCAAGGACAAUGGGUUCGGUAUGUAUAUUCCUGAGGGCACCACGGAACCAAUGACCGCAGAGGGAUUUGACCUCAACCACAGCGUCCCCGGAGUUUUGUCUAUGGCUGUAACAUCAGAUGGGGAAGUGAGUGGACAGUUCAACAUAAUAUUUAAACCGCUACCGCAAUUUGAUGGAAAACAUGUGGUUUUUGGUAGAAUAAUCGCUGGACCGACACAAACUUUGGAGCGUAUCAGCGCACUAGGGCUGCCCCUUGGCACGACUACCUCCGACUGUAUGAUCCGUUACUGCGGCUGGUUCACCCGCACUGGCAUAUACCGUGAAGGGAAAUCCAACACUAUUAAAUUCCCUCCCAGGAGGAAGCAGAAAUCUUAAAUAUUUACAUUAAUUCAAUGUAGCCAACAUUCCGGCGUCUGUUGGUAUUGGAGUUACGUUCAAACCAAUAAAAUACAAUAUAAUGCAGAUCGUCCUGUUUUGAAUCCAUUACCUAUCUAGCCCUGGAAUUCAAUGCGCUAUAUUGAAAUUUACACUAUCUAUUGAAAUUAAUCAUAUAUGUAAAUCAGUCAUUAAAGUGAGAUAACGAUUCAAGUUUUUUAAUAAUUUGUUUAUUAUAUACAAAAAUAAUAGAACUGUCUAAAUCAGUGUUAUUAUAAGAAACGCUAUUGCUAUUCACGUUUUGCAGAAUAAUUGUUUAUUUUUCUUCUUUAAUUUUUAUUAGGUUGGUCGCGGAAAAUGUAAGGAACUUUGAUAGCCCUGUUCUUAUAUGAUUCUUCGUUACUAUGCGUUGUACCAUAGGAGUCAUAGGUGAUAUUUCACGAAGAUUUAGAGUGUAUUUUAAUUAAAACAAAGUCACAUGGAUAAUUUAAAAAAUCUUUUUAAUUCUAUCUACUGAUACUGAUCAACACGCACACAAGAAGUUUGAUACGUCUCAAAAUACUGAGCCGAUUAAAUUAAUUCAAAGU